AUGUCUCUCUUACCAUACAUUUUGCUCUUUACAUGCGCUUUCUUGAUGGCUGUUCAAGGCCUUCAAAUCAACUUUAGUUCCACUAAACCUGACAUGCUGAUCAAGGACACUGCUCAAGCCCAUUACGAAUCCAUCAUUGAUGACAUUCUCAGUCAGCACAACGAGGGUUUAUUGACUGAACUCUCCAUCGUGAUAAAGACGCCUCAUGACAUGCAAGCCGCCUUGAGACCUCAAUCUGAAUUGCUGAUGGGACACUCCAACAUCCAAGAUGUCUGCGUUGCACAAAUGCCAGGAAUGAUUGCUAAUCAAAUCCAUGAACUCAGCAACGAACUCUAUUCAAGCGUUGAUGCUAUCGUCUCUGAAUUUUGGACCACUACCGAUAUUGAGUAUCGUCAGCUUAUUCUGAAUGCCAUCAACAAGGGCCUUUGGGAACAGGAGGUCAUGGAUGAACUCGUUGCUUCUCUGGAACUGCUCAACAUGGAUAUUGCCGAUCACAUCAUUGCUGCUGUCGACAGAUUCGACAUUCUCUACAAGGUCAAGAUGGCAUUGAAGUCAUGCCAAUCCAUCUUUGAUCAAGAAAACAAUCCCUUUGCUGCCGAGGACAAAGAAAAAACACUGACUGAGAAGGUCUGGAGUGCCAUCCUUGUCUCAUUCACUAGCACAUCUAGCCAAGCAUCACCUGGUGUCAGAGAAGCACCUCAACAUGGAUUCUUGAACAGAUACAUCUUUGAAUUAACAUCUGAUCUUCAGUCCGAGCUCUACAGCCGCGUCUACGAACUAGCAAGAAGUGUCUACGAGGAUCUUGCUUUUGGCUCUGCUUAA
This is a messenger RNA of Mucor velutinosus, 822 nucleotides long. It is a transcript of the gene URG1, whose product is annotated as Uracil-regulated protein 1. The coding region runs from base 1 to 822 and encodes 273 amino acids. NCBI's taxonomy places the organism in Eukaryota, Fungi, Mucoromycota, Mucoromycetes, Mucorales, Mucoraceae. The record is from RefSeq and is a predicted model, not a curated record. The transcript is spliced from 2 exons.